Messenger RNA from Daphnia carinata, 856 nucleotides. Its product is annotated as putative ferric-chelate reductase 1 homolog. Gene Ontology annotation, molecular function: oxidoreductase activity, acting on metal ions. The record is from RefSeq and is a predicted model, not a curated record. The transcript is spliced from 6 exons. The coding region runs from base 120 to 776 and encodes 218 amino acids. NCBI's taxonomy places the organism in Eukaryota, Metazoa, Arthropoda, Branchiopoda, Diplostraca, Daphniidae.
CAUGUGAAUUCGGAAACAUACGUGAUCUCCGGUUGACUGUAACAUCGUGAACGAAUUCAAGUGCAGAAAUCUAUUGACGUGAAACAGUUAAAGAAUACUUUGUUGAACUCAUUAGUAGAAUGAUUUCAUUCCGUUCGCUUCGAACCAGUUCUUGCUUGAUUUUUGUGACUUUAAUCGGGACGCUUGUAAGUGGAACCCCAAAUGGAGCACCGGUAGCAGCUUGCAGUACCAUGACUCCCGAACAUGGCGUCGAAGCCAAAACGACUCGCUCACCUUACGUCACUAUUCCAACGCUUAUGGAAGACGAAUCGGUUCGAUUGACUCUGAUGGCCAACUCGAGUGGCUAUUCAACAUUCAGAGGAUACUUGGUGAUGGCUUUCGACAAUUCUUUGGGUGAUGCUGCUCCUCCGAUUGGAAUAUUCAGCGAAACUGUAGAGGGAACUCCUGUACUUACACCAGGAAAUUAUCUCGAUUGUCUCAACGGCGUCAAAAAUGCAGCCACACAUAAGGAUAACGCCCCAAAAGUGAUCGUUAACCUUUUAUGGGUCCCACCUUAUGGAUUUAUGGGUGACGUAGUUUUCAAAACGACCUAUGUUCAAAAUGUAACGUCCUUCUGGGUGAAAACGUUAUCGGAUGUUGUAUCCAUCUCAUCACCCACAACUACAACAACACCGGCAUCGACUAACACAACACCGGCCGGAGCAACUAAAUUGACUCCAUGGAUUGGAACUAUCGUGCUGGCUGUUGUCGCUAUUUUUGUCACUGCAUUGGCAUAAAUCCUUUUGAUACGCUACGCAACAGACACAUUGGUCAGCAAUAUGGAACGAGCUCGCUAUUCGUGAUGUUCUAAAUACAC